Oldenlandia corymbosa var. corymbosa is the source of this 312-nucleotide messenger RNA. NCBI's taxonomy places the organism in Eukaryota, Viridiplantae, Streptophyta, Magnoliopsida, Gentianales, Rubiaceae. The record is from the annotation of a GenBank genome assembly.
AUGAAAUCCAGAACCAGAUGCCGCACCUCAACUUCUCCGUCAACGCCAUCCUUUUACAGAUGCUAUCUGAAGCCGGGAGCCCUAGCCCAGAUGAGGAAUUCCAAGAUUACAGCCAAAUCCAUGGCCAAAGACCCGCCCUCUCUGCUCUCCCAGAUCGAACCCACUAUUUCAUCUGAUUUAGUCGUUAAUUACGAUUCUAUGGAGCUCGUUCCUUGUUUUGCUUUCAGAUUCAAUGACCGCCGCCGCAACCAUCCCCGAUGCCUUAUCCGGAAGAAGCUCGUUCCUGUCAUGCCGGUUUUUACCGAGUCUUAG